Paramecium pentaurelia is the source of this 465-nucleotide messenger RNA. Lineage: Eukaryota; Ciliophora; Oligohymenophorea; Peniculida; Parameciidae. The record is from the annotation of a GenBank genome assembly.
AUGGGCAACUCUUGUACAUUAAAAUAAGAAAGCCCAAAUGAAGAAAAUAUCGAAAUUCAAAAUGAUGAAUCAUAUUAAACUCGAACAGUGAAAAUUCCAGUGUUUACAGGAAAAUUAGGAUUGAAUUUUAAAUUAGAUGAAGGAAUACAAAAAGUAAGACCAAAUCAAGAUUACGAAUCAGUUUAGGAUAUCUCAACAUAAAGAAAUUUGCAAGACUCUAAUGCUCUACAGGUUUAUAUAAUAAAUUAGAUAGCUUUUUAUUAUAGUACAUAUAAAAUGAAGAUUCAUGUAAAAGUUAUUUGAAAUAAAAACACACUGGAGAUUUUCUAUAAGAAAUAUGUUCAAAUGAGGUAGUUUCAUAAAAAGUAUUGAUUAAAAAUAAAGAAGUUGAAUACGAAGAUUAUUAUGAUUGAAUAAGGGAAAACGAUUGGGAUUAAUUUAAAUUUUAAACAAUACUUAUAAUGA